UUGCCCGCUUGGGAAGUUUUAAGUUAUGAGAUUGGAAGCACUGCGUCGUAAGGAUCGCAUAUGUUUGCGAUCGGUGCGCACGCUUGAUCGCGUACGAUGACCAAAUUUUUCCAACGAUGAAUAAGUCGAAUCUUUUCGAUUUUAAUUCGAACAUGUACGCAUCAGUUAUGAUACAAUAGUAUAAUAACGUUGCCAUGUUGAACGAUACAUCGAGAAAACUGUCUAAAAGUUCAGAGACGACGGAAACCGAUAUACGCGAGGAUGAAGAACAAACGACAAAGUUACAAGAAAUUAUCGAUCUCCUCGUGGCUGCUGGGUAUUUUCGAGCCAGGAUAAAGGGUCUAUCGAAUUUUGACAAGGUGAUAGGCGGUAUGACGUGGUGUAUAGAAUCUUGUAAUUUCGACGUGGACGUGGACUUGUUGUUCAGAGAAAACCUUACCAUCGGCCAGAAAAUAUCUUUGACGGAAAAGAUUGUUGUUAUGCUGCCAAAAAUGAAAUGCCCGUACCAUAUAGAACCUCAUCAAAUACAAGGAUUAGAUUGUAUCCAUAUCUUCCCGGUGAUUCAGUGGUUGAUAAAACGUUCUAUGGAAAUGCGAAAAGAAAUGGCUGGAUUUGUGCGUUCGUUCGCUAUUAAUCAGUUUCAUAAAAAGCAUUUUUUUUCGGAGGAAGAAAAUGGUGCUGCGGCUGCUGCAAAGAAAAAUAUGAUGCAAAAUAUUUUAUCGGUUAAAAGGUUAUACGAACCUCGACGAUUAUUCAAGUAUAAAGAUAAUUUGGAGAGAGACGAGGCCGCUCGAUUCCUUGGUACUCUUUUGGAGUACGAAGCUAAUUUGCACGGAAGUAUCCAGAAUACAAGCGCCGAAGUAGUCCCUUCCAAGUCGAUGACAACUUCCCAAGACGAUAGAAAAGACAAUCACAUUUGUGCGUCAAACGAUGACAAGAUGGUUGUAAAAGAAAUUGCAGGGUCAAUGGCAGCUAUCGAGGAAAGCUCUGAUCGUUUAAGCGUGAACGUGGUCGGCAAUAUCGUCGGGAUGCAAGCACAGGAAAUCGCCAAAGUAGCUGAGAAAUACGCAACGAGGUCGAUUUCCGAAACGGAGGAAAGUGGGGCAUCCGACACAUCCAGCGCCCUGGCAACUUUGCAAAAACAAAAGAACAAUCUGCAGACACGGAUUCGUAAAUUGACAAAGGAAAGAGACGUCUUGUCGAGUAAAACCUCCGAGAUGGUCGACAAAACAAAUCAAUGCUACAAACAAAGAGAAUAUCUUGAACGUUCGUUUAAGAAAGUACAAGAAAUAGGAAUUAACGAAAAUGACAGUAAUUUUAAACGCUUGGAGGAACUUUUAUUGGUGCACGAUGGUUUAAGAGAUCAAGAGUCCAAGUUUCGAGAGCAAUGCAAAUCCGAUCUUGGUUUUCUUCGAAGUAUGUUGGAAGAAAUUAACGAUGUGGUACCGACGGAAGAGGAAGACAGAUUGAAAGAAUACGAGGAGCAAAAGGAGCUAGUGACAAGGGCGAGAUUGCAAUUGGCCAAAAAGAAUAGAGCCAUUGCCUCUUUGACUAGACAAUUGGACGACGUACCGGGACGAUCCGAAUUAACGCAGUAUCAAAGAAGAUUCAUGGAACUUUACAAUCAAGUAUCCGCCAAACACAAGGAGACCAAACAAUAUUACACGCUCUACAAUACGUUGGACGACACAAAGCUUUAUCUGAGCAAAGAAUUAUCUUUGCUAAACUCUAUACAGGAUAAUUAUAGCGAAGCAAUGGCAUCUACAAGCGGCAAAGAACAAUUUUUGAAGCAAUUCGAAGCUAUCGUCGCGGGCGUUAAACGUAACAAGACCAUGGUCGAGAAACGGUGUGCCGACGAAAAGAAUAGACGCGAUGCUCUUAGUCGACAGUUGGUUACGCUUAUAGAGCAGCAACGUAAAUACGUCGUUGCUGUCAGACAGCUUACCAUCGAAUGUCGUAAGAACGAAGCGUUACUUGCUCAGCUACGUGGCCCAUGAAUGAUUUCUUUUUUCGAAAUCGAUCGGAAGCAGGCGCACGAUGAAGAUCCAACUCGACGUGUAAAAAACAUUAAUUAUAGCGUUUACUCUGUUACAUUAUUAUACAUCAUCGAUCGAUUAUUGGAUUGUGUACAUAUUUUUACGAAUGCACACACACGCAUCUUUAUUAUUUGGAUCGCUGCGAAAUACAUGAUCCACCUUUGCGUUCUCGAGUACCUUUCGUUUAUUUGCUUUUUUUUUCAGCUUGGACAUUGGUAAAAUUACUACUAAAUAGUUUUUCAUCGUUGGAAUAAUCAUAUCUCGUAAGAGCAGUAUUAUAGAGAGAAAUGUUUUUGUAGUUCUUGAACAAUUACAAUAUACGAUAGUAUGCGAAUUAAAA
Messenger RNA from Vespula pensylvanica (western yellowjacket), 2376 nucleotides. RefSeq names its product coiled-coil domain-containing protein 93 (gene fidipidine). The coding region runs from base 195 to 1997 and encodes 600 amino acids. The transcript is spliced from 13 exons. Lineage: Eukaryota; Metazoa; Arthropoda; Insecta; Hymenoptera; Vespidae. The record is from RefSeq and is a predicted model, not a curated record. Gene Ontology annotation, biological process: Golgi to plasma membrane transport.